AUGGCCGCCGUCAUGUCACAAGCGCCGCAUCACCACGCUACCCCUCGUCCGGGAGACAGGCACUCCAACAUCAAAAUCACCCCUCCGAACCAUCAAUCUUUGCCCAUCUCGGUGCAGAAUCUCCGUGGAGGCCAGCUCACUCUCGACACCUUCUCUCCCGUCAACCAGAAUGGCAGCUUCGAGUUCGACCGCAUCAUCAAGUCCGGCCAGCUCUCCAAGCGUACCCGCAAGACAAAGUCAUGGAAGCCCAUCUACAUUGUGCUAAGGCCCAAUCUUCUCUCCAUCUAUCGUGACAAGGCCGAGACCAAACUCCGUCACCAAAUCACCCUCUCGGAUCUUACUGCCAUCGCCCGUCAAAAGGACCCCAAAGCCAAGGCUAAACAUGUCUUUGCUCUCUUUUCGCCUUCGAGGAAUUACCAUCUGGAGGCCGCCUCGGACCAAGAUGCUCAGGAUUGGGUCCAACUAAUCAGACGUGAGGCGCGGAUCGACCAACAUGAGGAAGAGAUGGUCUUGGCUAGCCCUGGAGGUGCCAAAAGCACUUAUCGUGGCUUCGAGAGACAUGGCCAUCAUCCCAUCAAUCAUGAUAUCCCUCAGGGCUACAGUUCCUCCGAGGCCGAGACUCCCGUCUACCAUCCCCCGAUACGUCGGCCCAAGCACGCUCUAUACGGCAAGCGCAGACCUUCACACACUUUAGACUACUCGGGACCUGAGAACGCCUCCUACUCGGACUUUUCCGACUCACAAGGACCUUCGGCUCGUAUGUCAUCCCUGUCACUCACCUUGGCCGAAAACCAUUCGCAAGCUAUGCCUCCUCCACCUGCCGGUGCCAACACGAUAUAUGGUACCAACACCCGCACCUCGUUGGCACCACGUAACGUCAGUCAAACAUCGGGUAUACACAGCGUCAAACAGGAUGACGAACGAGUCAUCUGUCAAGGAUGGAUGUACAUGCUCAAGUCAAAGUCGGGAGUGCGACAGUGGAAGAAGCUGUGGAUGGUGCUGAGGCCAAAGUCAUUGGCCUUGUACAAGAACGAAGACGAGUACGCGGUUGUUUUACUUAUCCCUUUCCACAACAUCAUCGACGCCGUCGAGAUCAAUGCCAUCAGCAGAAGCAAGCAAUUCUGCCUCCAGCUCAUCACCGAAGAGCGCAACUACAGGAUGUGUGCUCCUGAUGACGAUGCACUAGCGCGGUGGUUGGGAGCGGUCAAAAGCGUACUGGUCAAGAGAAAAGAAAUGGCUGCAGGCAUACAACGGGCGGGGACAGCAGCAAGCUGA
Messenger RNA from Aureobasidium subglaciale EXF-2481, 1275 nucleotides. RefSeq lists its product as uncharacterized. Bases 1 to 1275 code for a protein of 424 amino acids. The transcript has a single exon. The record is from RefSeq and is a predicted model, not a curated record. Lineage: Eukaryota; Fungi; Ascomycota; Dothideomycetes; Dothideales; Saccotheciaceae.